AUGGACGCCCAGUUGAGAGUUUGUAUCGACAUGUUCCUGCAAGAGCCUGAUUCUCUUGCAUUUGCACAAGCAGCACUCGCACCUGCUCUACAGGAUACACGGACGCGAAAGACUUACCUCACAACAAUCUCAGAGAGAUGCUACAGCGCUUUUAGAGCAACGUCCAUAUCGCCCUAUCUUAGAAAGGCUAUCAGUCUCUUGCAGAUCCUUGUGGACACUGAUUUACACAGUCCUCCGUAUUCAUCUCGUCCGACAGAUCUUGGUGGCAUGCUGGCACAGAAAUUUGGCCUCUUCGAGGACUCCGACGACCCGAUGAAGUCAUUGUCCACCUCAGAGAUGCUGCCAUCUUGUCCGACCAAGAAAGUGAUCGAACCAAAGCCAUUACUUCCUUCCUUCAGCCGAAGCUUGACCUCGUGCUCGAGCCACACUGGCACGAAAUCAAUCGAACGCAUGUCAACGGAAAGAGAGUUUGAACAAGAACAUGCCCUCAAGAACAUGCCGGGUAUGUCAGCCCUUGCUUCAACAGCGGCGCUCCGCGGGGGCAAAGGCGACGAGCACGCGCUGGACAUCCUGGAAGCGGGUCGCGGUAUCACGGCUGGUCUGAUCAUGGACGCCCGCAGUGACUUGUCUGAGUUGGCAGCUGCUUACCGAGAUAGCCUUUAA
This is a messenger RNA of Cladophialophora bantiana CBS 173.52, 663 nucleotides long. RefSeq lists its product as uncharacterized. The transcript is spliced from 2 exons. Lineage: Eukaryota; Fungi; Ascomycota; Eurotiomycetes; Chaetothyriales; Herpotrichiellaceae. Bases 1 to 663 code for a protein of 220 amino acids. The record is from RefSeq and is a predicted model, not a curated record.